Messenger RNA from Eruca vesicaria subsp. sativa (arugula), 1289 nucleotides. Lineage: Eukaryota; Viridiplantae; Streptophyta; Magnoliopsida; Brassicales; Brassicaceae. The record is from the annotation of a GenBank genome assembly.
AAAACUCAAAGUAUUAUUUCAUGAAAAUGUCUGGGGAUAAGAUGUUAGCAUCAUCACCAAUGUUGAUGUUUCUUCUCAGCCUUCUAAUGGCUUCCUUCUUCCACACCACAGCUGGACAAGUCGGAGUAUGCUUCGGGCAGAAGGGAAAUAACCUACCAAAUCCAAGGGAAGUUGUGGCUAUGUACAAGUUGAACAACAUCACGCGAAUGCGGAUGUACGAAAACAACACUGAAGCUCUCAACGCUCUCCGUGGCUCCGGCAUCGAGUUCAUCCUCGACGUUCCCAAUCACUUCCUAAAACUUUUCGCAGAUAGCCAAACGGAGGCCAACGCAUGGGUCCAAAACUACGUCAAGAACUACCACAACGAUAUCAGAUUCCGGUACAUCUCGGUCGGAAAUGAGGUGAAACCAGGGGACCAGGGGACGGCUCUCUUCCAGGCGAUGCAGAACAUUGAUAAAGCGCUUUCCGACGCAGGCCUCAGCAAUAUCAAGGUCUCAACGACUACAUACAUGGGAGCCUUCACCGAAACUUUUCCUCCGUCCCACGGAAGAUUCAAGGAUGAGUUUUUGAACUUUCUCCAACCGGCGAUACAUUUCUUGGCGGGCAAGGGAUCUCCUCUGCUAGUGAAUAUUUACACUUACUUCAGCUACAAGGACAGCAAAAAUGACGAUAUCCCUCUAGCAUACGCUCUGUUCACAGAGACGAACCCUAGAGUCCUUGAUAACCCGCACACUUACCAAAACCUCUUCGACGCCAACAUCGACUCAGUUUACGCGGCAUUGGAGAAAUCAGGCGGGGGAUCGUUGGAUGUCGUGGUGUCGGAGAGCGGUUGGCCCACGCAGGGAGGGAAAGAGACAAGCAAGGAGAAUGCGAAGACUUAUGUUAACAAUUUGAUACAACAUGUGAAGAAUGGAUCUCCCAGAAGGCCAGGGAAACCUAUAGAGACUUACAUAUUCGCCAUGUUCGAUGAGAAUGACAAGCCGGAGGAGACUCCGGUUGAGAGGUACUGGGGGCUGUUUUCUCCUGAUAAAGUGCGUAAAUAUGAUGUUACGUUCAACUAAUCUCCUUUUGGAGAGACUUCUUGAAGAAGCAAGGGCUAGUAAAGUUGUGAUGCGGCAAACGGUAUUUGUCUAUUUGAGCGUUUUUUAAUGUAUGAAAACUGUGUGAACUUGUUGUAAUAAUAAAGAGUAAUGAGCCGUAACCAUGUUUUUACUUCAUAUGUUUCAAUAAUGUAAUGAUAGUUGCUUAAAGUUCUUCAAUAUAUACAAAUGAUAUGAAAAUGUUCAUUC